AUGGACUCAACACUCCCUGAUGCUUUUGAUGCAUCUCAAACUGGUUUAUACGCGGGGCAGGCUUCUAGCACAGGGGUGCUUGAUCCAGAGGGUACAAAUGGAAACAUGAUAGCAUCAGCGCCUUUCGUAAAGGUUGAUGAUCCACCUAAAUUUGAACUCGAGUCUUACAUAGCGAACUACACCGGCACUUGUUCCACGUAUCUCUCUACGGAAGCACUCAAGGCUGCGGUUGUUGAAGCAAAGGCGGGAAAAGAUGUCGUCAGGUAUCAACAGGCUGUGCGAGCGUUGGCCGAAGUCUCCCCAAAUGAGCCUGAAGCCAUCGAGGACACGAAAUGGGUGGACCAUAUGCAGAGAGUUGUGAAGUCUGAAACGGAUCGGUUAGAGCAUGAGCUGAGGGGCUACAAGAACAAUUUGAUCAAGGAGAGCAUACGGAUGGGCAACGAGGAUCUCGGACUUCACUACCAUCAAAUCGGCAACUUGGUUGCCGCUUCCAAGGCCUACUCGCGCAUGAGGGACUACUGCACGACACCCAGCCAUAUCGCGUCUAUGUUGUUCAAGAUUAUCAAUGUGGCAAUCGAACGGGGAGACUGGUUGAGCGUACAAUCCAACGUGCACCGGCUGCGCAACCUCCAAUCGAAACCGGAAGAGCAGGCGAAGAAUCAACCUAAGAUAUCAGCCGCCUUGGGCUUGUCCCAGCUGCACUCCGGGUCAUACUUAGAUGCUGCCAACAGUUUCUUGACCACUGAUCCAUCACUUGGGGAUUCCUACAACGAAGUCGUCACAUCGAACGACGUGGCGGUCUAUGGUGGGCUCUGUGCUCUUGCGUCGAUGGAUCGUAACGAGCUCCAGCGACGCGUACUUGACAACAACUCGUUCCGCAAUUUCCUCGAACUCGAACCGCAUAUUCGCCGGGCAAUCUCGUUUUUCUGCAAUUCGAAGUUCCGACCUUGUUUGGAGAUUCUUGAGUCCUACAAAGCCGACUAUCUACUUGACAUCCACCUUCAGCGUCAUGUCAGCACCCUUUUCACCCGCAUCCGCACGAAGGCUAUCCAGCAGUAUCUCGUUCCUUUCAGCCGCGUGACGCUCGAUUCCAUGUUGAAGAUCUUUGCUCCAGGGGUCGCUGCCGGCCAGGCGCACCCGACCGACUUCAACUCCCCCUUCGUGCAAGAGUUAAUCACCUUGAUCCAGGAUGGAACGCUGGAUGCUCGAAUUGACUUGGAAAAGGGGGUUCUCGUAUCUAAGCAGACUGAUCUACGGACAGACGUGCAGCGAGCAGCGCUGGAAAGCCUUGUCAACUUCAGGAAAGAGGCACAUCUCCGGCUGUUGCGGACUAACAUCCUUCGUGCCGGGCUAGAGGUGCGGGCGCCGGGGGACGACAGAAAGCUGAGACCAGAGGACCGAGGCGUUGGAAAGGGGUUGGCUGGGCUAGGGGGCAAGUACUCUCGGUGA
Molecule: messenger RNA, 1449 nt
Organism: Aspergillus fumigatus Af293
Lineage: Eukaryota; Fungi; Ascomycota; Eurotiomycetes; Eurotiales; Aspergillaceae
Product: putative COP9 signalosome subunit 1 (CsnA)
Exons: 4
Coding region: 1-1449 (482 amino acids)
Cellular component (GO): COP9 signalosome
Source: RefSeq, a predicted model, not a curated record